This is a messenger RNA of Penaeus monodon (black tiger shrimp), 9132 nucleotides long. Its product is annotated as COP1-interactive protein 1-like. Lineage: Eukaryota; Metazoa; Arthropoda; Malacostraca; Decapoda; Penaeidae. The record is from RefSeq and is a predicted model, not a curated record.
GGUAAACAAACAAAAGAUGUGGGUCUCGGCCAAGCACUGAUGUUUUCGAUAUGAAGCAGGAACCAUAAAAGAAAAUUAUGAAAGGCCCAAUUCUCUUCCACCACAGAAAUGGAUUCACACAUCGGUCGAAACAUGAGUAGAAAAUAAACAGAUUGAGAUGUGAGAAGAAAGUCAAACCUAUCUCUCACAGAGGCUCUCCAGUUCACCUCACAAAUGGAGAGUGAUGCUGAGGAGGAGUCCAAAUACCUUACAGACAGUGUGAGGAAGUCUUCUUCGCACAGCCAUCAGAACAGCCGCAGCCAUGACGGCCACAUAUCCAACAGGUCGCAAAAAUCCCUCUCCCACACCUCAGCCUGGGAAAAGGACCACGCCAAUCCAGAAGAAGACUGGACUCUCUCACAGUCUAGCCUGAAGUCUAGCAGCAGAAAAUCGGAUAACAGGAAAAGGAGCAACCAAACCCCAGCGAAAAGCCGAUAUGGGAGAGCUCAGCAGAGGCAUGCCGUAGAAGGAGAACUGGAGCAUGGGGAAUAUGCAAACAAUGGACAAAAUAAUGGAGAUCAAUUAAGUGUCCAGGAAGAAGCAGAGGAAAGCACUAAUGACACCUCAAUGGAUGAGACCAGCUUUAGCACUUCCACCUACACAGACAAGGAAAAUGGGAGCUCCUCAGAGCUUUCAAUUGACCCUGUUGUUUGGAAGAAAUUCAAGUUCCUCACUUCCAUCCUCAAGGAAACACAGCACAACCUCAAAGCGAUGGAUGAACUCGUCCUUGAGCAUCAGCACUUGCAGGAAUUGUCCGACCGCGGUGCAAUCCGGAGCACAACACAUGCGUCUACCAGUUACAUUCCAGGCACGGAACAGGAGCUUGGUGACGGGGAACCUAAAACAGAUGAGGCAAAGCUUGAGGAGAUCCUGAGUCUGCUUCACAACCUUACGCGCACGCUGUCAUCGUAUGAACAGCAUCCUCUGCUGGCUACUGCACAACAACCAUCAGACAUCUCCCUGAAAGUACCACCUGGUGAUUCCCGCCAAGAGCCCCAUUAUUCCAGCGGUGAGGCUAAGGCACCCAACAGCCAAGGUUAUGGCUCUCACAACCUGGAUUCCCAUACCUAUCAUUUACCAGAGCUUGGGCAGUCCUCUGAUCAGACCCAUCUUCAAUCGUCUUUGCAACGCGGAUACCAGGAGCACAGUUCUCCUUCAAAAUGUAAUGAUUUUUCACUUAGAUUUGAUGCGUCUAAAGAUGGAACUGUUGGUUACCAAGAUACAGGUUCCAGAUAUGAUACUUCAGUGCCCCAUGCACUUCCAGAAAGGUUACAUGUUAGUAGCAAUCCCACAUACACCAAUGUUGGGAUUCUCAGCUUGGAAAAUGGUUCUGGAACUCUCCCUCAGUCAUAUUCUUACCUGAGAGAAAGAGAUAGUGAAAUCCCUGUGAAUACAAGUGAUGACCAUAUGGCAGCUCACAGAACCAGCAAUUACUUCAGGACACCUGUAAAGGAUUCCAUAAGUCAGACUGAUUAUGCCUUUUCAGGAGCUAAUGUAUAUGAAUCUUAUGAGCCAGCUAACUUUGCUGGACCAUAUCAACCAGAGCAGAGUAGUAGGAUAACAAGUUGUCAAAACCAAGGAAGCACAAGUCAUCCUCUCACCAGAGAAACAAGAUCAUUAAGGAAAGAUAUCAAUGAUAUUGUUUUGAGGAAGCAAGCACUGGAUUCACGCCUGCAGUCACUCAUUGCUCACCGUGCAGUACAGAAGGAAAUGGAAUGGGCACAGGCAUCCAAGUCAAAGGAUAAGAGGCAGCUUGCAAGAAGCCAGAGUCUAGAGGAUGACAGUAGGAGACUUAAGGGCAAAUUGAAGAAAUAUAGAAGUAGAAGCAAGAGUCAGGAAGAUGAAGUGGAUCCUCAGAGCAGAAUGUCAUCCUCUGUUAAGGACUGUUAUUUGAGCAUGAUCAGUGAAGAUCAAGAUGAGUUUCCAAGCUUGCAGAUGGGGAGCCUUGAGAAUGAAGAGAAAAUAUCAGAGCUUAGGAAUGAAGAGGCAGAUUUACCAGGUCUAGGUGACAGUGGAUUAAGCAGUGAAAUAAAUUCUAUUAAUGCUACCAUUCAAGAGCUUGUGCGAGAAAAUCAGCAGUUACAUGAAUUCCUGCAGGGAAUGACUGUUGAGUCUAUUGCAAAAGUAGAUCAGGAAAAAAUAGAGCUAGAAGCCAAGAUCCAGUCACUUAAUCAAGAAAAUGAGUCUUUAAAGAUUAUGAUGAAUGGGAACAUUGAAGAAGAGACAAAUGCUGGUGCAAAAAAGAAGCAUGAGGGCAAGGCUGUUUCAUUCCUUGUUUCAGAUGACAGCGUGGAGAAGCUUUUGAAAGAAAAUGAGAUGGAAAGUGCUCAUUGCCAAGAAUUUGGUAAAAAAUCUCCAGUGUUAGAAUCAGAACAUGUUGAAGAAGAACUCACAAAUAUUGCUGGUUCUUCACAAAGGAGACAAGAAGCACCUGUGGACUCCCAGGAACAUUCCAAAAGAAUAGCAGUACUUGAAGCACAGGUCAAUGAACUUACUAGGCAAAACCAGAGUCUCAUGCACAAGAUUAUAGAAGAAAAGGAUGGGGAUGCUAGUGAUAAAGAUUUACAAAGUGAUUAUGAAGAAACAUCCUCCAGGAUUUUAGAGUUGAAAACUCAAGGUGGUGCAAGCAUGAGUAUUACCAGGGAAAUAGAGAAACUUCAGAGGAAAAUCAACAAACUCUUGAGAGAAAAGGAUGACCUAAACCAUAAGCUCAACACAGAAGCAACUGAGAGGGACUAUGAGCAUUCGAGACUGGAAGCAAGAAUUAGGAUUUUGUCAGAGCAAAAUAGGGUAUUGAAUGAUAAAUUGAAUGAACAAAAAUCAGCCUCAAGUGGAACAGACCAUGGCAGCUACCAUUCUGAUCAGAUUAAGAGUCAGAAUGACUCUAGUGUUGCUAUUAGUCUAAAUCAAGAUAAAUUUGAAAAAAGUACAGAUGAAUGCAAAUCUGCCAUGAAUAUGGGCACAACUAGUUCAAGAGAAGUAAGUUUUAAAAUUGAUGUUGAUUAUGAUAACCUUACAGAGGAUGAACACAAGCUUGAGUCAAUGGUUGGCUCAAAAUCCUCUUCUUCCAGACAAGUUUCUGAACAUUCCAGAUCAAGAAGUACUGAAUACAGUUCUUCCAGAGGGGAUGCAGAGCACACGCAAUCAAGGGGAAGUGCUGAUUACAGUAGUACCAAAGAGGGUUCAGAGUACACAAGAUCAAAAACAGAGCCUGAAUAUAGCCAUAAAGCUGAGGAUGCCAGAUCACAAAGGAGUGCAAAUUAUAGCAAGCAAGAUCCAGAGUACUCUUCAUUUACAAGAGAUUCCAAGUCAGAAUAUACUGAAUAUAAUGCAUCUAGUAGAAGUCAUAAAAGUGACAGGAGUACCAAGAAGAGCACAGCAUUUGGUGAAAAUGAUGAAUAUAGUCAGGUUGAUGAUGAUUCUAGUACAAAUAUUGAACAUAGUCUCCAUACUGAAAAUGUUGAUCAGUCACAAUCUCAGAGACUUUCUUAUAAACCAAGUAUAUCAUCAGAAAGAAGUCAGAAAACCUAUGGAAAUGAAUCAUAUGAUAGGAAAAAAGACAGAAGCUCUCCAGAAACUUCGAAUGAUAAUAAUCAAAAGGGUAAAACUGAUGAAGUAAAACCAUACACUAUUGUGCAGCCAGUGAAUGAUCCCAAACUGACUUCACAACUUGAAGAAUUAUUAAAACAAAAUGAAAUGCUGAUUUCCACAGUCAAUGCUAUGAAAGCCACAACUGUUAUGUCUGAAUCUAGUCUUGGGUCAGCAAUGAGACAAAUUAUGGAAGAGCAUGAAAAACUCAUGCAGAAUAUAGAGGAGAAAAUAAGUCAUGCUAGAGUUUCUGGAGAACUGGAUGCAGAAUCUAGGAUGAACAAAUUAUUGCAGGAAAAACAAUUGUUGGUGAUGUCACUAGAAGAACAAAAACACAAGAAUGAAUCACUUGUCAAACAGAAUGACCUGCUUGAAAAGAAACUUCAACUUGUCAGAAAGAAUAGCAAGGAGUUGUUGAAUGCAGACCAGGAGACCAGUGAAAAAGAUAAGGAAGUUCUGUGUUAUGUCAAAACUCCACCUCUGUGCAUAGCAUCAGAGGAGAUGGAUGCACCGUAUGACAUUGAAGUGGACUGUGAAAUAAUAGAAAGUUUCAAAGUAUCUGAAGAGAUUGUGAAUGGAAGUGAUGACUUUAAAAAGAAAGAAAUGGACAAGUUUCAACAGAACAAAAUGGGAGAAGCCAUAUUUAAGGCUAGUUACCACUCAAUGCAAAGGAAAGAGGCAUCUAAAAGUACAGACAUACAAAAGCAAGUGACAAAGACAACAACAGAUUCGCAGAGCAAGGGAAGCAGCAGACGAAAUAGCUUGAGUAUGCCGUCAUUUAGUCGAAGAGGGUCCCAGGCCUCGACAUCUAGGAUCCCAAAAAGUGAAGACCAAGAACACGAGGAGGAGCUGCAGGAUGAGCUGACUGAGGGAUUGAUUCAUCUGACGUCAAGAAAAGAAGAUGAAAAAUGGGCCCAAGUGCUGGAGCAGUCAGAAGAGGAAAAACAAAUUCUUCAAGACAGAAUUAAGACUCUAGUAAAUGAGAAUGACUGUUUGGCAUCACGGCUGGAGGAGGUGAUGGGUGUGUCACGCAAUUUGAGUGACCAGAUGCAUUCUGCACGGGAGGAACUUGUUAAGGUUUCAGCAGAGAAGGAGGAUUUGCAGAAGAAAGUUAGAUCACUUGAGGAAGGGAAGGAGGAUAGUUCACUGAGCUUAUCGGAGUCUCUUGGGAGCUCGAGACUUACACAGCGCCUCAAGGAUCGGAUAAGGAGCUUACAGGGAGAAGUUGAAGGGGCAUGGCAAGAGGUUCAUCAGCGCACAAUAGAACGAGACAAGAUAUCUGCAGAGAGAGAGAGCAUUGAAUAUACAGCAAGCAUUAAUCUUAACAGUGCAAGGAAGGAGGUUGAGUCAUUAAGGAGCCAAAUUGCCAUGCACCAGCAAGAUUUUGAAAGGAGGGCUAUUGAGUUAACAAACACAAAGAAUGAACUUGAGAAAAAGUCUUCACAGCAGAGAAUUCUUCUGGAUGAUUUUGAAGUCCAGAAAACAAAGCUACAUGAACUGGAGAAGAAACUGGAAGAUGUUGAGAGUUCUUAUAGAGAGUGCCAGGAAAAAUUACAGAUUGAAAUAAGAGAGAGAAAGAGAGCUGAAGAACAACUAGAGGAGACCCUUCAACGUUUGUCUGCAGGGUUGGAGAGUGAGAGAACGAGAUCGAAGGGAGAGAGAUACUGGCAGGAAGCUUUGUCUAGACUAAAGAGCCAAUUGCACCAAGAGCAGCUUCGUUCACGUCUUCUGGAAGCGGCUGACCACGAGAACUCGGCACGCAUCCUGGUUUUGCAACGCAGUGUCCGUGAGACUAUUGAAGCUCAUGAAAUUCUGCAGGCCAAAUACAAGCAGCUUCGUACUGCUUAUCGUGCCAAAAAGACGGACAAGACUCACCGCAGAGAACUUUCUGAGCAGUAUUCACAGCAGGUUAAGGAGCUUGGUAAAACUUCGGCUGCUUUAGAGGAUAAUUAUAAGAUGAUGCUGUCGACACUCGGAGAAAGCAUAGGUAUCACAGUGGAGAUCCUGACAUCCCACGUCUUCCUGUCUCCUUGCGUUGUCCAUCCGAGCCCUGACAUAAGACUAGAUCUGGAGACUUGGUUUGAGGCUCAGCAAGGGAGGCUCAGAUGGUUACAGACACAACUUCGGAAACUUUGCUUACAUAAUUGGAAAAUGGCAGAUCUCCCAAAGACUUCCAACUUCAGCAUUGGGCAGAGAACAAAGCCCAUUUCAGGGUCUAGCACAUCAGAAACAUCUGGUGAUUCAAAUAUCCAGGUAAAAAAUGAUGGAAGUUCAGAGAGCAAGUCAGAUUCAAGUUCUGGAUACAAGACAAGGAAAUCGUUAAAAAAGAACUUGUAUGAUCUGUCCAUUUUGGAUGAAACCAUGUCUGACAGUAGUACGCCUGUUCAGAAGAAAAUUGGUGCUUCACCUGCAGUUUCUGCCUCAGGUGCUUCAUCAGGUUUUACUACUGUAUCUGAUACAGACAGGAGAAUGGCUAGACAGGGUUCCCAAGAGGAAAAUGCACAAGACUCUGGCAAUACAUUUGUAUCAUUUUCAUUUGUACAAUCCAAACCUUCAUUCAGUCCACCCAUGAAGCCACUAAAUAGUAGUUCUAUGAGCCUCAGUGAAGUGGGUCGAAUCCUCACUGACCAACAGAGGCAGCUCACCCGGGCAAAGUUCCACCAGUACAAAACCCUAGUCUCCAACCUCCAGAGAGACUUAGAAUUCCCUUUUACAUCUUCUCCAAGCGUUCCUUCCUCCAUUAUCACCACACCUGAGAGAAUCAAGGAGCUUUCUUGUUCCACCUUUGGCGAUGAAGAGCACUCGGGAGACGUGGAAGUAACUCUUUCUGACUCACAAGCUUCAUCGUCAAGAACCCUCUGUUCCCUGUCCCAAAAUGAAGAAUCUGCUUCUUCAAAGCACUCCAAGGAAUCAUCACCUGUGCUGGAGGAGGUUUCACAAACAUCCGGCAGUUUAUCAGGUAUGUCAAAGAGUCCGUACUCCUGGAACAACACUUGCCUGGAAAGGAAUCCCUCCACUUCACCAUCCUUACGUCCAGAGCUCCUGCAGGAAGAUGUGGAGAGCUUCGGCAUGGAAAGAGACAUUGAUCAGUCAAGUUCCAGAGCCAGUGCCAGUGACAGCAAUAGCCUACCUGGAAUAAGGGAUGUAAUGAAAGAAAAGCAAGCCUCAGGUGUGGAUGUGGAUAAAGAUCAUGACAGUAUGGAGGAAUUGGAUGAUGAGGAGGACAUCAUCAGGAUCUUUGUGGAAAGUGAGGUUGUUGAUGAUGAUGAUUUAGACUGACCUUUCUUUUCUCUUUGAGAACAUCAUUAAAGAUUUGUUUGACUGAAGUUUAGUAAUUAAAUGACAAGGAGACCAUCUGUUGUGAACAGAUGUAAAGAAGUAUUUAAAUUUAUUUACUGAUUAUCACUUUCAGGAAAUAUUUCUUUGGUAUUUAAUUUUAUGGUCUAUUUAUUGAUGUUCAGAUUAUAUUUACUAAUUUAAAGAUAACAGAAUUGUCAUGUUCUGUAAUUCCUUGAGUAUUAUAUGCAUUUGUUUCUUAAAGCCAUUGUUUGUUAUUAAGAGGAUUAUAUAGACUGCAGUAUAGAUAAUAUGUUCCGUUUGCACAGCAUUUAUAUUUAUUUAAUGAAUCUGAUUAUUCUUUUACUACAGCCAGUGUAUUAAGUAGUAUAUAUAGGAAGAAUCUACAUGUCUCUUGACAAUCACAUUGCCUUCAUUACUAUGUGUAAAAAAUACAAAAAGUAGCUUUAUAUCUGUAGAUUUUUAUGUCCGUGCAUUUUUUUUUUAUGGUGGAAGUUUGUGAAUUUUUUAUCAUAUUUAAUUUCACCAGACUGUUUAUCAGUAAUUAUAAAUGAUCUGAGAGGGACCUGAAAACAAGAAAAUCCGUCCAUUUUUGCGAUCCUGUCCAUGGCAAGCUGUGACUACAGAGACUAGUUUGAAAAGCUUCUCAAUAAAAUUGUAGUUUUGUAUGGAUUACAUAUACUGAAAAGCUCAUUCAUUCCAUUGCAGCUGUGCAGUAUGCAUAUGUGUAAUAGUUUUAGAUUUAGCUCAUUUGUAAGAAAAUUUCCUUUUUUAAGAACAUGAGUAUUUGACAAACAAUUGCUUUACCAUAAUUAAUGGUAAUGUUGAUUUUCAAUCAGCAAAUGAAGGGCAUUUAAUCUUUCAUUAGAAAGAUAGUUUUAAAAUGUAAGGCUUCCAUCAAUUUGUGGCAUCACAGGUAAUGAAUAACUGUCCAAAAAUGAUUUACCAGGGUAACAUGUACAACAUUUUUGUAGUAUUGAUGUCUUAACCCUUAAAGGACACACCAUUUCAUGAUCUGACACAGACUUUUUAUGUCAUUUUCUCAACAAGCACUUGUGUCAACUCUAAUUUAGUUUACACUACAACUGAAUUUAUUUUUGGAGUCCGCAGAUCAAAAUCUACUUAGAGAUCUGAAGACAUGACAUUAAUUUUCCACAGUAGCUACAAUCUGUUCUGUGUCCUAACCUGAGUGUACCUAAAUCUAGUACACAUGUUCUUUGGGGGUUAAACAGUGUGUUCUGAGCUUCCCAUGCAAGAAGUUUUAGUGUGUGAUUUUAGAACCUCAUUAUGUAGAGUUAGUGUUUUAUUUUUUUAUUAUUAUUAGCUAUUAUUAUUUUUUUGCCUGUUUUAUAAGUAUCAUUAAAGCUUAUGCUGUAGGUAGAUGAGUUAUGAUACUCCCAGUGAUUACAUUGUGUGGUAUAUCACUUCUUGAUUUGUAAAAUGAUGAGAUUAAGGAUUGGUUGAAAAUUAACUAAUUGUAAAUUGAAAUUUGUGGUGAAAUUUUGGACAGAGGUAAGCCCAAUGUACAUUUAUUUUGGUGUUUUUUUUUGCAUCAGCAGUAUCACAAACACUGAAGUGUUUCAACAUAUAUAUAACUUCUUACUUAUCCCUCCAAAUUAGUCUAGUCAAGACAACAGUGAUACCAUCAGUAUUCUCACUUUUGGGAGUGUUGUAAAGUAUGCCAGUGUUAUCUUCCCAGUUGUACAUGUAAUUUAAUGUUUAUAGCAUUUGAGAAAAGGGCAUUAUGUAAGUAUAAGUGCCAUUUUUAGGAAUUAAUGUCUGAUAAUUACAGCUUGGCACAGUAAGUCUACAGAGAUCAGUCACACAGGGUACUGAGAAUACAAAUUUCCAUAAUUAGCAGAUUUAUUUGUAAGCAGUUAAAGAAAUAACUGAACUGUAAAGUAGCAGAAAUAUAGAGCUGUUAAGGAGUCAAAAUUGUUAGUAUUAGUAGACACCCGUUUUUUCUCAAGAAGUAUUCCAUAUAUUUGUGCAUGUAUAAUUUGUCUCAUUGCUUGAAUUUAUUUGUUAAUUUAUAAGCAUUUCAAAAGUCUGCAAUUAAUCUUGAAAGAACUAAAUAUUUUUGGUUUCAAGUACGAGAUAACUUUUUGGCCUUCCAUGAACUAGGGCUUUCUGAAGUCCUCAUGUGCUGUUUUUAUCUACUGCCAAUGUGUGUUACUUUCUAGUCCAUGAAAUAAAUAUGCUUUAAAA